Fomitopsis serialis is the source of this 2385-nucleotide messenger RNA. RefSeq lists its product as uncharacterized. Bases 1 to 2385 code for a protein of 794 amino acids. The record is from RefSeq and is a predicted model, not a curated record. The transcript is spliced from 13 exons. NCBI's taxonomy places the organism in Eukaryota, Fungi, Basidiomycota, Agaricomycetes, Polyporales, Fomitopsidaceae.
AUGGUGACGGAAGCCCAGUUCAAAGGCCUGAUGACCUUCUGGGAGGGCAAAAUCGCGGGAGUGGUGCAAAGAUGGCGGAGUACGGCACCGGCCGAAACAAAGGAAAUCAAGAAAUUAUGGAAGAAGCUUCACAAAUGGGUGGUCGGCCAGACCGAGGCGAGCUCUGCCGCGGUCAUCGCGGACGGUAACCAGUGGGAGGUGUACGUGCCGCCGUUGGUGAUAUCCGCCAUGGAGGAAAUGGCAGCUCCGGCGGAUAUUGACCUGUAUCGACGUGGAACCCAAGGGGAGCGACCGCGGGUAGUGCCGGCCUACAUCGGUGUACCUCCAAAUCGAUUUGGGUCCGGGAGUUCGUUGGAGCAACAUGAGGAAUUUGUGGUGCUGGAAUCGUCGAGUGCCAUCUCGCGGGAGCUCCACAACUUGCGACAGGAGAACGUUGAGCUCCGACACAAGUACGAUGAGCUCCGGCGUGACUUCGACGACUUGUGCGCACACCUCGGUGUCGGUGACUGGGUCCGAGGGGACCGUAUGUCGGAUGGUGUUGGGGGCCCAUCUAGCGCGUCCGGAUCUGGUAGCCAUCAGGAUCCCCAGCGGGUCGAGGCGAGGUUUGAUCCCGCGCCAUUGCCGGGCGUGCCGUCAAUCCGCACCACCAUCGACAAUGACGUCGACAUGGACGAGGAGCCGUUGGCUCCCGAGGCCAUCAGGCUCUCCAUGCAACCCGACGACGCCGUGGCCGAGGAGCUCGACAUAGGUGUGGAGGAGGAGCCGAAGAUGGCCGGUCCUUCUGGUAGCAGUCCGCCGGCGAUCAACAACGACGCCCAUAUGGAUGAGGUCCAGCCCGGUCCCGGCGCCAUCACCCUAUCCGGCCAGACGAACGAGGCCGAGGCGGACGGUGUCGACAUGCGGUCGGCGGAGGCAUCAAAGAUGGGAGAGGGUUCUCCGAACAGUCCCUCGCGGGGUUUGACCCCGUAUGUAGUGAUGGCCACUCCCCCGGGCACUGGCCCCGAGAGCCCCAAGGUCUCCGGCGCGACCACAAAGUCGCCGGGCCUGGCGGAGGCCAACGAGGAUCGGACGGAUGAGGUCCUCAAAGAAGAUCAAUCGUGCCCGGGAGCGGGAUCGGAGGUGGUUAAUCCGUCCAUGGCAAUAGACGGUGCCAAGCCUGCCGAGGCGUCGGAUGCGAAUCCAAACCCUCAGGUCAACGUCAACAGCGUCGCACAGCUGAACACACGGGAGGAAGGUAGCGGUGGGGAAAUACCAUCGCCGGUCGGCCCCGCGGAAGAAUCGGAUGCCAACGCGCCUCAGCGUCGUGCCAUGGAAGUCAAUGGUGUGCUUUAUAUUUAUGGCACCCAAAUCGAGAAGAGGGUAAGGGAAUCCAAAGAUCCCCGUUUUCAGGAUGGCAAUACAAUUCGGCAGCUUUGGAAGGCCGUGGAAUCUCUCACUUUCAACAUCGCGGAUAUCUUGCGAUCGGCGACCGAUAGGAAUUGGUUGGUGUAUGUGCCUCCCAUUGCCAUUUCCGCCAUGGAAGAACUUGCGAGCAAUGUGUCGGGCGAUUACAAGAGACGGAUGGACCGCAUUACAGUGGAUGACCCAAGGGUGUUCGGAAGCGGAUGGUAUUGUGCGACCCCGCCGCCGGGCAUGUCCCACAUGGCCCCGGUCACCGAUAUGGCUGCGCCCUCUGCGUCUUCAGAGCCGGGUGCGGCCCUCAAGGUGCCCCCGACCAUGGGUCAUGCUCUUAGCGGAGCACGGCAAUCCGCGACGGCCUCAGGGCCUGCCCAUGGAGUUUCCUUCGUGCUCCCUCACAUCGGCCUUGUUGCAAUGGACGAAAAUCAAUCUAAGGAACUUGAUGUUCCCCCGACACCUGGGUCAUUGGGGCGGAAUGGGCAGGGUGCGUCAAUGACACCACACUGGGAGUACCUGCAGGAAUCGGAGAAUGACGCGGACCAUGAUCAGGCGGACAGCAUCGAUACCAGCGAGGAAGUGGACGAAUUGGAGGAGCUCGUGAUUCCGAAGGCUGGGAAGGCAAAGGGUCGGCGUCGGGCGGAGGCCUGCAAUCCCAUUGAUGACGAUAAUGAGUUGCAUGGCCCUCGUGUUCCGAGCGAGCGUGUUGCGAAGGGUCAGCAGGCGAAAGGAAAGCAGCGGGUUCAGGCUUCGAUGGCGAGCUCCUCAGGCCCUAACAAUGCAAAGCGCAGAUGGGUGCCUGCCUACAUUGGAGCGCUCCGCCGAGGCAUGGUCUUCGGCCUGAGUAUGAAAGUGUACAGGGAGUCGAGCUGUUCGAACCGCGGCCGAUGUCUACCGAAGUGCAUGACCUUCGGCAGGAGAACACAAAGCUUCAUGCUAUGCACGACAAGCUUCGUCUCGAUUUGGGGGCACUGCGACAGCGUCUCAUGA